Molecule: messenger RNA, 1472 nt
Organism: Pogona vitticeps (central bearded dragon)
Lineage: Eukaryota; Metazoa; Chordata; Lepidosauria; Squamata; Agamidae
Gene: CNRIP1
Product: cannabinoid receptor interacting protein 1
Biological process (GO): negative regulation of signaling receptor activity
Cellular component (GO): plasma membrane
Molecular function (GO): type 1 cannabinoid receptor binding
Source: RefSeq, a predicted model, not a curated record
GCACCGUGGAUUGGACCGCGGCAGUAAUCAGGCCGGCCCGGAUUAGUUUCCGCAGCUGGGCGAUGCAGACGGCCGCAAAUGGGCCCGAUUUGCUCCCUCUGUGCCUCUGCUCCUUCCCUCCGGAUGGGAGCGGGGCCAUAGCCGGCCGGGAUCGCCGCCGCCGCCGCCGCCAUCUCGCGGGGGUCUGAGAAAAAGCCGCCUCCCUCCUCCUCCUCCUCCUCCUCCUCCAGCACCACUCCUCUUCCUCCUCUUCCUCCUCCUCCUCUUUCUUCUCUGCUCCGCUCCAUCCUUCCUGGCGGAGGGAAGCGUCAGCCAUGGCCGAGGUGCCCACCCUGGUCAGGAUCAAAGUCGCCCUCAAGAUCCAGCCCAACGACGGGCCCGUCUAUUUCAAGGUCGACGGCCAAAGGUUCGGCCAGAACCGGACCAUCAAGCUGCUCACGGGGGCCAAAUACAAGGUCGAGGUGGCGCUGAAGCCGGGCACCGUCCAAGCCACGACGAUGGGUAUCGGGGGAGUAAACGUGCCCUUGGAAGAAAAGUCCAGGGAGCCCCAGCUCGUUACUUAUACUGGAAUCUACGAUACAGAAGGAGUUACUCACACCAAAAGCGGAGAGAGGCAGCCUUUGCAAGUCAACAUCCAGGUCACUGACAUCGGUGCUUUUGAAACAGUCUGGCAAGUGAAAUUCUACAACUAUCACAAGAGAGAUCACUGCCAAUGGGGAAACAGCUUCGGAUGCAUCGAGUACGAAUGCAAACCCAAUGAGACGCGCAGCCUCAUGUGGAUAAACAAGGAGACCUUCUUGUGAAGCAACACGAGGCAGCUGCGGCUGGACAAUCUCUUGCUAAAAGAACCCACCAGUACAAAGCCUUAACAGAGGCACUCUUUAUCAAUGCAUCUGUUGAACCAUCGCGGCUACAAGCCAAAAGCACAUUUGCUUGGGAAGAAGUCUCUUCAGAAUGGAGGGGACUUGCUUCCAAAUGAAUGUGCUCGAGACCGUGUGUGUAUAUUUAAAAAAGAGUUCUUGGGAUGUGACAUUUAUUUAACGCCCCCCUCCACCCAGCUUUGAAUGAUUCCAUACCUUUGGUUUAGCAAGUAUGGCGAAGAAAAUACUGCGCUACUCACCAAAGUCUGGAGUUUUUCUAAUGUUUUGUAAUCUCCAGAAGUGAUGUGCUCUUGAACCAUUGUUUUAAAGUGUAGGUGCGGCCCAGUGCCAGUGGCUUCUGUAUUUUCAUUUGUGUUACUUCACUAUGUUCCUUCAUAGUAGUGAGUCAGCAGCUGGAAGGGGGGGGGAUAGUUUGCUGCUGUGCCAUAAGCUUCAGUGUAUCCACUUUCCCUUUGCUCCUAAUAUUUUUCUGAUCUAUGAUACACAGUAACAGUACAAUUUCCUAACCAUUCUCAGCCCUGCUCCAGUUCACACUGCUUUGUUUGCCCAGCUCUGUGUACACGUGUGUGAGCUCUCUCUCUCUCUCUCGCU